Molecule: messenger RNA, 694 nt
Organism: Dibothriocephalus latus
Lineage: Eukaryota; Metazoa; Platyhelminthes; Cestoda; Diphyllobothriidea; Diphyllobothriidae
Source: the annotation of a GenBank genome assembly
UAAACGCCUUCCGAGCGGUCACUUGGAAUUUCUGAUGAAAAUGCUUUCGCGUGCGCUUUCUUCGUCGUUUGCGCGAGUCUCCCGUGUUAUUACUUUCACGGCUGCUUCCAAGCACACUAUUCCGGACUUACCUUAUGAUUUUAAUGCUCUGGAACCAACCAUUAGUGCUGAUAUCAUGCGGGUACACUACGAAAAACACCAUAAAACAUACGUAAACAAUUUGAAUAUCGCCGAGGAGCAGUUGGCUGAGGCAAUGCACAAAAAUGAUAUGACGAAAAUUAUAUCUCUCCAGCCUGCUCUCAGAUUUAAUGGUGGUGGGCACCUCAACCACAGCAUCUUUUGGAAGAACUUGUGUCCAAAUGGAGGUGGAGAACCGUCAGGACCACUAGCGGAAGCCAUUAAGAGGGACUUUGGGUCAUUUGAGGACUUCAAGACCAGAAUGAGCGCAAACACUGUAGCUAUACAGGGCUCUGGAUGGGGCUGGUUAGGUUUUUGUCCAGUGUCAAAGCGGCUGAGAAUUACUACAUGCGCGAAUCAGGAUCCAUUAGAAGGAACAACAGGUAUUGUUCAUUCCUUCACCAUUUCGCUAAUGUGUGAUUUUUCCCCGUUACUUAUUAUGCAUUUACUAAACCACUUGAUUAUACUAUCUUGUUUAAAACUGACUGAAUACCUAUUUGCUUACCAUUUUAACUAG